GCCUGCGCCGGGCCCUGCAGCUGGACGGACUGCUUCUGGGCGACGGCAGCGACAACGAGGAUGACUGGGGGGGCGUGAGCGGCAUCAGGCCGCUGUUGGAGGAGCAGGACCGGGAGGCGGUGUGGGAUCUGGACGAGAGCGGCGAGGAGAAGUUUCCGGAUCCGGAGGUGCGGCUCUUCCAGCACGACUGCCACCGCCAGGGCCACCAGUGGCGCCCGCGGAAUGCGUCGACCGCCAGCAGAGCCGGGGGAGUGAGCGGCGCCGGUGGGUUGGGCCUGGGGAGGAAGAGUGCCUCGUCGCCCUCGCUGAGCUCCCUCGUCUUCGCCUCGUCACCCAACGCCGUCGGCACGCCGGGCAGCCUGUCCCCUCUGCUCUCCCCGUGCUCGUCCCGGCUGUCCAGCCCGGUGCCACUGCACCAACUCCUGCUCCUGCCGAGGGGAACGCAACGCGAGGACGAAGGCCAGCGCAAACAUGCCAUGGCAGGAGUAGCGAACUCCACCAGAGCAACCGAGAGUGAGGACGAACAACACACCCCCAGCAGGUCUGCGUUGGCGCUUGAGUUCAACAACACCAACCAGAGGGCUCCCAGAUGGUUUGUGCCAGGGAAACCAGCUUUCCCACCCAUGCCUACAGAAGAGACGUUGCUGAACCAGGAGGAUGACUGGCACCUUGAUCUGGACUUCUCCCUGUCCUUCUGUAAGUCAGUUGCCCAGGCCUCCAGUCUCAACCACGCCGACUUCCUGAGGAUCACACCCCCGGAGCAUGACAUCAUCAGCGAUGCGCCAUUCUCCCCUGAAUUGGUGUUUGUAGCGGAGGACUCCCCCCUAGCGGAGCAAGAGGAGAGGACUCCUCGGCGCCUGCAGGCCAUCUGGCCUCCGCCAAAGCCCAAAGACGAGGUGGGGCUCAAGUACACAGAAGCAGAACACCAGGCGGCCCUACUGCAGCUGAAGAGAGAGAGCAAAGAAGAGGUUGAGAAGUUACAAGCAGACUUUGAGCUGAAGCUCUUCCGAGUCCGUGGGGAGAACGCAGAGAACGUGUCCCGUCUGGAGGACGAGUUGGCCAAGCUGCAGAGAGACAAAGACGAGGCCACGCGCGGAGACUUCCGAGACGCAUGCGUGUCCACCGAGGACGACUUCUCACCCAGGACCUUCCGCACCGUUUGCGUCCAGACAGAUAGAGAGACCUUCAUCAAGCCCGCCGAGGAGGAGGAGGGUCGAAGCGUCAGUCAGAACACCAAUAUCAGCGUUCCCAAGAAACUCAACCUCACUUCACUAACUCUUGGCCUAUCUGGGAAAACUGAGCCAGCUUCAGCACAAGAACCCCCUGCUCUGCCUUCUCUCCACCAAUCAGACUGCUCGACCACAUCAUCAUCAUCACCCAUGAUGUCGCCAGGUUCCACAGACUUGACCCCACCUCCGGCGCCUCCACUUCCUGGUUCUCUGACGUCCACUUCAUGUGCAGAAGCUCCUCAGGCACCUGGCGGGCCCCCCAUCCCACCUCCACCUCCGCCACCUGUGCCUUCAUGUGGUCCCCCCCCAGCACCACCUCCUCCGCCUUCCCACGGCGGCAGUCCUCUGCCUCCCCCACCUCCCCCAGGAGUUGGUUUCGCCCUGAGCUCACCUCUGAAGAAGCCCCCCAGGAAGCCCGCUUUCGAACCUUCCUGUCCCAUGAAGCCUCUCUACUGGACGAGGAUUCAAAUUCAAGACAACAACGAUGACACGCUGUGGAGUUCUCUGGAGGAGCCAUCCAUCGUUGACCCCUUUGAGUUUGAGGACCUGUUUGCCAAAGCUACGCUGCAGACCAAGCGGAAGCCUCUCUCCGAGGCCUACGAGCGGAGAAGCAAGGCCAAGAAGAUCAUCAAGCUCUUGGACAGCAAGCGCUCCCAAGCCGUUGGUAUCUUCAUCUCAAGCCUUCAUCUAGAAAUGAAGGACAUCAAGCAAGCUGUUCUGACCGUGGACAACUCUGUGGUGGAUCUGGAGACCCUCGAGGCUUUGUAUGAAAAUAGGGCUCAGCCAGGAGAGUUGGAGCAGCUGAAGAAACACUAUGAGACGUCAGAGGAGGAGCAAAUCAAGCUGCUGGACAAGCCAGAACAGUUCCUGUAUGAGCUCUCUCAGAUCCCUGAUUUCUCUGGCCGAGCUCGCUGCCUCAUUUUUCAGUCUGUGUUCGCAGACAGCAUCGCCUCCAUCAGGCGCAAAGUGGAGAUUGUUUCUCGGGUCUGCAAGGGUCUUCUGGAGGAAGGGAGUGUGCGUGACGUGAUCGGGCUCGUUCUGGCGCUGGGGAACUACAUGAACGGGGGCAGCAGGACCCGAGGCCAGGCGGACGGCUUCGGCCUGGAGAUCCUGCCCAAGCUCAAGGACGUCAAGAGCAGGGACAACCGUAUCAGCCUGGUGGACUACGUUGUGUCCUACUACCUCCGCAACCUUGACGAGAAUGCUGGCACCGAUAAGAGUGUUUUCCCGUUGCCUGAGCCCCAAGAUGUCUUUCUGGCUGCGCAAGUCAAAUUUGAGGACCUGUUCAAAGACCUACGCAAGCUUAGGAAAGACCUCUCAGUGUGUGAACAAGAUGUCCAAAGGGUGUGUUCCAGUUCCUCCGAGGAGCACCUUCACCCAUUCAAGGAGAAGAUGGAGGGUUUUAUUUCACAUGCACAACAAGAUCAUGGUGCAACUGAACAUCAGUUGAUUUGUGCACAGAAAAGCUUCCAUGACUUGGUGGUGUACCUUGGGGUGAAGCCCAAGUCUGGCGAGAAAGAGGUAAUGCCGGGCCAGGUCUUCAUGCUCUGGUUUGAGUUCUGUGGUGAUUUCAAGACACGCUGGAAACGAGAGAGCAAGAACAUCUCCAGGGAAAGGCUAAUAGAGGCCCAGCAAUGUGUCAAAAACAUCACUGGAGAAAAGAAGGUGGAAACGAGAAAGGUCCACGCUAACAGCCUGAAAGAAAGGUUACGCCAGAAAGAGGCCAGCCUGGGUGCCAGCUAAGACCCAGCGAGCGAGAGAGGACAACAGGAACAGAACCUAGAAUGCACCGGACCCUGAGUCUGCAUCUGCAUUGUCAUACUACUGCUUGACCUCCAGUCACUCUCUGGAGGUCUGUGGUACCUCAGUCCACCAAACCUGGGCAUCAGCGUAAGGACAUAUGAUGGGGAAUUGGGACUGUCUGAAUGGCAGACAGACAGGCUGCUGCUGACACUUUAAGGAAAGAGCAGGCGAAGGCCUUGAGCCUACCAGAGUGAGCACUUUAACAUGGACUUUUAUUGGCAUUUGUGACUAAUCAUUUAGGAUUGAAAGUCACAUCAAACAGAUGGAAACUACUGAUUGUAAAAUAUGAAAAUUGUUGCACAGGCAGUGAGUUAUAGUGGUCACCGUGCCACGGGCAGUAUGCAUCAAGUAAUGAACAAGUCUCAUUCUAAAUCAUCUCUUCCCGCAUUAAUACUAAAAAUGUAACUGAAUUGUAAUACUCUAUUUGAAAUAUUGAGUGUUUUAUAUGUUUUAUUUCUAGUGUACAGUCUACACUUUUUCUGUAUAUUUAAAAAUGAAAUUAAUAAUGUGUACAGCAUUGUACUGUCUGAAUGCUGAAUACUUGCAUUCUGUACAAAGUAGCCUUCAAUUCUUCAACCAUCAUGUAGGGUAAUGUAAACUAAUACUGAUCAACCUAAUACUUUUUCUGUUAUCAUGGCGACAUUUCUCAUGUCUGACAGUUACAUAUUUGACAUGUUUGAAAACUAUUACAUGAAUGUUCUAAAAUAUAAAUUCCUCUUUUAACUAA
Alosa alosa (allis shad) is the source of this 3759-nucleotide messenger RNA. It is a transcript of the gene fmn1, whose product is annotated as formin 1. Gene Ontology annotation, molecular function: microtubule binding. Gene Ontology annotation, cellular component: nucleus; endoplasmic reticulum membrane; actin filament. Lineage: Eukaryota; Metazoa; Chordata; Actinopteri; Clupeiformes; Clupeidae. The record is from RefSeq and is a predicted model, not a curated record. The transcript is spliced from 18 exons. The coding region runs from base 477 to 2972 and encodes 831 amino acids. Gene Ontology annotation, biological process: actin nucleation.